Alternaria conjuncta is the source of this 606-nucleotide messenger RNA. RefSeq lists its product as uncharacterized. The record is from RefSeq and is a predicted model, not a curated record. NCBI's taxonomy places the organism in Eukaryota, Fungi, Ascomycota, Dothideomycetes, Pleosporales, Pleosporaceae. Bases 1 to 606 code for a protein of 201 amino acids. The transcript has a single exon.
AUGCUCGGUAGUAUCAAGGAUGCCCUUCGACAGCUCGCUCAAGAUGACGACGCCUAUACACUACCAAAGCAAGCAGAGAAACGACUCUUCGCUCAUGUUCGCACCACCCUGAAGCGAUACGAAUGGCAGUUCCAUACUGGCAUCGAUCUUGCUGAGCUGCUCGAUCCCUUCCUGCUUGCCAUCAACAUCGAGGAUGCGCGCCAUCACUAUGGCCCAGAGCUGAGCGCGCCCAAACUCGAGCAUACCCAAUUCCCACCCCGCGAACACGAUCCUGACGAUUACUCACCCGACGAAGAACCCUGGAUUGCAGCAUUCUUCAGGCAAUGGGCGCUGGACUAUGAGAAGGAGAACGGAGAGAUAAAGGAUGGCUGGGGCGUCUGGUCGAUGAAAGCAGAUGAUGAGGCAAGUUGGGAAUGGCCAUACAAGCGGAUACAGGCACACAAGACUGGCAGUGAUGGGAAUAUUGAAUACCUUGUCAAAUGGGUAGGGCAGCGUCACUUGGCGUCUUGGGUCAAGAGGGAGCAGCUGGUUGCUGAGGCUCGCGACAUCUACGACAAGGUGCAUGGGGUAUCUCAUCGCUUAGAGGUGAUUGGGGGGCGUGAUUGA